This is a messenger RNA of Sphenostylis stenocarpa, 486 nucleotides long. The record is from the annotation of a GenBank genome assembly. NCBI's taxonomy places the organism in Eukaryota, Viridiplantae, Streptophyta, Magnoliopsida, Fabales, Fabaceae.
AUGGAAGGAAAGCAAUUACCUCAUGAAUGGCAGGGUCAGUGGAGUAAGAGAGAAAGAGGGACAAGGGAGGGUGAGGAAGCCGUGUUGGAGAAGGGGAGCACGUGCAAAAGGGUUCAAUGGCGUUUAAGAGAGCCGAGAGCUGUAAACUUGCACGUGCCCUGCUUCUCCAACAAGGAGCUUCUCACCCAUGGAGAUGGAAAUGAAGAAAGAGAAAGAAGUGUGGCAGUGGAAACCGUGGCAUGUGAUGGCAUGGCAAGAUGGCAGUGUGUACACAGAAAUUCAAAGAAGGUGAUAUCGAAGGAAAAGCCGAUUGGAGUGUUACUGUUUCCUCUAAUGAUGGCCACCCUUGUUGGUCCCAAACGGAGAUUCUCAAUCAUGCACCUCCACGCAUGUCUUCUCUCUGUAGUACUUCUUCGCAUGUGUGGCCCACACAUCAUCCUCCCUUCAUCAGAAUAUCUGUGGACAGUGGCGGAUCUUGGGAGCUGA